Messenger RNA from Lethenteron reissneri (Far Eastern brook lamprey), 6499 nucleotides. RefSeq names its product cell adhesion molecule 2-like. Gene Ontology annotation, biological process: homophilic cell-cell adhesion. Lineage: Eukaryota; Metazoa; Chordata; Hyperoartia; Petromyzontiformes; Petromyzontidae. The record is from RefSeq and is a predicted model, not a curated record.
GGGACAGAUGUGCGAUUCGCUCAUAAAAGGACCACCACCUCCAAAGGUCUACAUCGGGAUAACGCUCCUCUCAUUCUCUAGCAAUUUGCAGAUCUGCUCGUUGGUUUUCCCGUGCAACCAUGUCGGAAGGGAUCCUACACUGCCAGCUUUUCGUGCUGCUCAUCACUGCUGCCCUCCUCAUUGAGACCGGCCAGUCGCAGACACCCGUCGCCAAGAAUGUGACAGCCGUGGAGGGCGAACGCGUCUUGCUGAGCUGCUCGGUGGAAAACAGCGAUGGCUCGCCCAUCCAGUGGGCCAACUCGGCACAGCAAACGCUGUUCUUCGACGAAAAGAAAGCCCUCAAGGACACGCGGAUAGAGCUGGUUGAACGAGCGGACACGGUGUUGACCAUCUCCAUCAACAACGCCACCCUUACUGACGAGGGCAUCUACGUGUGCUCCCUGUUCACCAAGCCGGUCAAGACUGUGUCCACCACCCUCACGGUGCUGGCUGCACCGAAACAGCCAGUUAUUACGGGAUAUGAUGGAGUCCUAAUGGAAGGAGACACCAUCCAGCUCACCUGUCAAUCAACUGGAAGCAAACCGGCUGCCAACAUACGCUGGUUUAAGGGAAAUCAGGAGCUCAAAGGUCAGAGGCGUGAAAAAAAGGACAGCAACAAGAAAACGUUCACCGUGAUCAGCACCGUGAACAUCACAGUGGAGUGGGUAGACAACAUGACUCCAGUGAGAUGCCAGAUGGACCACCCUGCCUUGAGGACAACUCCGCUGCAGACUUCACAGGAUCUCCACGUUCAAUAUAAACCAAGACUGGUCAUAACACCCUCCAGCGAUAUAUUUGAAGAAGGCGACACAAUGGAAUUAAGUUGUAUUGCCACAGGAAACCCCAACCCAAGCUCCAUUCAGUGGGCGAGGAGAGAUGGAGAGAUGCCCGAUCGAGCCAGGAUUUUGGGGAACAAACUGGUAAUCACCGCUCUCAACAAAACGGACAACGGGACAUACAAGUGCGAAGGUUUCAACAACAUUGGCCAUUCUGCGGAGGAGUACACUCUAUACGUGCGCGAUCAAGCAACAUUCGCAGCCCAGAUUGGGACAGACCAAGCAGUGAUUGGAGGUGUAGUGGCAGUUGUUCUCUUCAUCACUCUCUGCCUCCUCAUCGUUCUAACGCACUACUUUGGAAGACAGAAAGGAACCUACUUCACCCAUGAGGCCAAGGGAGCUGAGGAUGCACCAGAUGCAGACACUGCCAUCCUCAACGCUGAAGGUGGUCACAGUCACCCGGAAGAGAAGAAAGAAUAUUUUCUGUGAGGACCCUUUGGGGUGUGGGUGUGUGUGUGUCUGUCUGUGUGCGUGUGUGUGUGUGCGCGCGUGUAAGUUUGUUUGAGAGCGAAAGCUAUGAAAACAUCCCGAUAAAAAACAACUUUCCUCUUUUAACGUUCCCUAGCCGAUUGCGAGUUUUUAUUGUUUGAUUCGCAGCUGUUUUAUUAUUAUUAUUGUUAUUAAUAUUGUCACUGUAAUUAACGCUUCCUGCGGGGGUUUUCUCUUUCAUUUUAAUAGCCAGCAUUUUGCUCACAACCUUAGUCAAGAACCAAAAUUGUGAGAAUUAUCCAUAAUGCUUAAAGUAAUAUAUUAUGUUGCAUAGCUUGCUUGUAAUUUUUUUCGUUUACAAGCAUUAAGGGUUUUUACGAGUCAUAUAUGGCCAAAAACGCUUUGAUGUUAGUUGGAUUCUGAUGGAUGUUUGUCUUAUGAUUUUGUAUCGUAUAUAUAAUUUUAGUGCAUUUGUAUGAUUGUGAAAAGAGUGAGCAGCAUUUCCAUGUGAAAAGGAGGACUUUUUUGCUUAAAUUCUUCGUGAUAAAUUGUGCACACACACAUACACACCAAACACCUUCACGCUGAAUUUCAGUUGUAUCUUUGCGAGCAGCAAAGGACUAUAUCGUGGCUUUUCUUUAACCCUAGUAAAACCAGCUUUGUACAGUACGUUAUUACAGAGUGUUGUGGUAAUAAUUUUUGUAUUCGUAGCCUCAAAAUGUAAAAUAAACUGCUAUUUAAAAAAAUAGAUCACAAUACAUUGUUAAUACAUUGUGAAAUGGUUAUCUCAACCUUCCUGCAAAAAGCCACCAGAAUGUGUAAAACAGUUGCAGUAUAUUUAUAUUUAUUUAAGGUUAAUUAGGCAAAAUGGCACUGAAAUAUAAUGUUGCUUUCUUAAGCAACGUCAAUUACAUAUACCAUAUGAGCAUUACUGCUUUUUGGCGACGUUAUAGUUCAAUAAAUUUAAUUGCUUAAGUUAUUUACACGAGAAAAGCCUCACUGAGUCUCGACUCAUUUUCAGGAGGGCCUUGCCUUAGGAUGCUUGGCUUUCCCGCUUUCCCAUGUGUGAACGAACCAUGUACGUGUGCAUGUGAGAGGGAACCAGAGUGCCCCAGAGAAACCCCCACAUACACACGAGCUAACAUUACUGAAACUGUGUACAAAACACAGUUGAACAACCUACUCGCUAUACUGCUUCAAAAUAGCCCCUCAUUGGCUGAGUGAGCACGCACACGGAACAUUCUGCUCGAUAUGCCAAUGUGGCCUGCAAGGUCGCUGGAUUGCAGACACGUGCAGCCACAAUGUGCAACUGCAGUGCCCUGUUUAGAUGUAGGAAUCUGCAAAGUUAUGUGACCUGCUCCUACAAAUUGACGUCGCAGGGUUCAGAUUACAGAACGCUGUGUGCUUAUUAAAGUCGUGGAAAACUGAUGCGUGGUGAGUGUGAUGCGUAAUUGUGAAGUCACACAAACAACUAUAACACUCGGAAAGGUCCUCUGUGUGAUCUUUCCAACAAAGUUAACGAUUGUGGGUCGUUUUUUUAAGUUAAUAAAAUGAGAAACAUUACAGAUAGUGAUUAAAAACACCUCAAAAUUGUAAGAGUUGUUGUGGAAAAUUAGUUCCCAUUACUAAAUGGAAUACAACAUGAAAUAUUCGUUUCCAAUUAAAGGCGAAAUGAGAGUAAUCCAGUAACACUAAACUUAAUACAUUUUUCAACAACACUUGACUUGAAGGGACACAAACGUAAUAGGUGCUGUUUUGGGCAUUGGCAGUGCAUAAUGGGUGCCCUAUGAAGAAGGGCCAUUGACUGAAAUGUUGCCUAUUAUGGAUAUAUAUUUCCUGAUAAGGCCACAGUUGUUACUGACGAAUGUGUUGUAUGUUUUGUUAUUUGUGCUUGUGCACCACUCUGCCAAUGCAGUACUACCAAAUAAUCGUUUAAUUCCGUAACAAUAGAUUUGCAUAGACAUGUAUGUGUAUUUAUGCUGGGCGAUAUUUACAGUAUUGUACAAUGCAUCACAGCUGCAUAACAAAAGUUUAUCUUUUGGUUCUGGAAAACAAAAGCAUCUUCUCUGACCUCUUGAACAAAAAUGAGAGAUUAUACAACGAAUAGAAAUAAUAUAUACAAUAUUUACACAGAUAUGUUGCUUUAUGUAUAAUAUAUAGCUAUAGUACUUACCCCUAAACAUAUAAGAUGGUAUAUUAUUAUUUAAAUCUAGAUGCAUUUAACAUUUAGUACAUAUAUCUUAGUCAGCCUACAAACAACCCACCAAAGCAAAGUCCAUUCAUAAUUCACGGUGCAUUAUGAGCUCAGGCAAAAUGAAAAAAAAAUGUAUAAAAAUUUCAAAGAUAUUAGCACAAACCCACAGAACAUCUUUAUAUAUAACAUUCCUUUUCUUCCUUUGUCAACCCUUCAUGAAGACCUUAUGCCUGGGUCGUUCAGCAUGAAAUGACGACUUGGUCCAGAAUUUUCUAAUUCAGGGACAAAGUCAGACAGGCGUGAUAUUGGUAGCUGCACCAGGCCCUGCCUAGCAGUGCAUUGAUUCAAUUAUAAUUCUUCCACAAUUCUGCCCGUAGCAUUACUGGAAACACUGGUGGGCAGAGCGAGCCACAGAGAGCUGCACACAUCUCCCCUUGUGUCGCUUCGCCGAGUGUAAAGCCAGGAACCUGUAGCUGCUUGUGCUCUCUGUCGCAAAAAGUCAUCACGAUUUCAUAGCUCAAAUGAGCAUUGUGGAGGUGCUCAUGUCCUGUUUACAGCCCUGAGCCAGUAGGGGAAAUUCCACAUUCCCAUGGUUGAGGGCGAGUCUGUCCAUAGGACCACCACGGUUGACUUCCCAACACAAUUGUAAUCAUUUUAUUAACCCCAGAGGGAUGAAGGGCUGAGUCAACCCCCAGCCAGGAAUUAAACUCGUAAUCUUUCGAUCGCGAGUCGCCAGCCACUUGGCUGGCAAACGUUGAUGAUCGAAGUGCACUCUUCCACAGUGAGAGUGUGAAGCCCCAAUGUCUCGUGAAAUAAUAGUGAAGGUUGUUUAAGAUGCCAUGGCAAAACUUUCUAUAGCGUGUUUGUGUUAUCUUUAUGUUUAGAAUGCCACACAGCAGGUGGCUCCGGUGAUUUAACUGCCAACGCUGAGCAAAGUGACUCAGCAGAGAAUGUGCUGAUAAAUUAGACCAACCCACCCACUUAAAAAUGCAUACACUUAUUGACCGUGCAUAUAUACUGUUAUACACAGGGCUUAAUUUCACAUUUCAUUUAUUUUGAAACACUGUUGGGCUGGCUUGGAGUAGGGAUUAUUGGCAUAAGGCACUGCAAUUCGAGUACAAGGCAUGCCUAUCCAUAAUAAUCCUAUAUUAUAGUGGUCUGUAUUCCUACAAUCCUAUGAAGAGGUUUAGGAAACAAUUAGGCAAUGGACAUGGGAUGCGAAAAUUCCACCUAAAAUUAAGCGAUGCUCAGAAAUAAGUGUUCAAUACCGAGCACGUUAAUAGGUCAAAGUUUGAGACAGUGGGUUGAACAACGGAAGUUUUAAAAUAAAAUAAAAUGCUUACAACAAAUAUUUACCGCAAUAUGUCAUAUUUCACGAAGCCAUAUCAAAUAAGUAUAUUUAAAUCAUGAAUUGUAUUGUUUCAUUCAGUUACAUCAUGAUAUGGCAGUGAACAUUUCUGCAUGGUGAAGAUUACAUACACUGAGCGUACACUGUCUGGUGAACUGGUCUACAAUGUCUAUUUUGUGAUUAAAGACAAUUCAAAUAAUACUUUUAAAAAGUCAAUAUUCUGACUAAUGGGUAAAGUGACUAUCUUUAUUUUAAGCUUUCGUGACUGCAUGAAUCCAUACUCUUUGGUUCUUUCGGUGAAGUCACGUGGGUAAAAAAAAUAAUAGAUCACGACGUUUCGAUCGCAACGCAAGCAAUCGUCAUCAUUGUCGUCAUCAGGCGAUCGCUUGCGUUGCGAUCAAAACGUCGUGAUCUAUUAUUAUUUUCUACCUAGGUGACUUUACCGAAAGAACCAAAGAGUAGGGUAAAGUGACUGUUGAAAGCAAAUGAGCUAAAAUGAUGAUUGCCUACUACACAGCCCUCUUAUAUGCUAAUUGGUAUAAUUUCAGCCCAUAAUGGACAGAUGGUCAUUUUGUUUCCAAACCGUGCUUAUUGUACCAUUAUACACGCAAAUACAAACGUGUGUGAACAAGACUGAAUGCAUACAGUCGUCUUACCCAUGCACCUAUGUACUUUUACAUGUACAUUAAAUAAGUUGUAAUUUUCCUAAUACAGUAAAAGCUAUUUGUGUGGUUCUUGCUAAUCAAAACCUGUGUUAUGCUUAAUUACAUAGCGGCUGUGUCUGAAGUCCAAUAUGCGUAUCCAAGCACAUCCUACAGACCUUGCAUAUUGUGGAGAUAUGUUCAAUUUAUUAUCAUGCACUGGCUGAUGAAUAUCAAUUGAGAUCACUGGCAGUCUGUCUCUGAUUUUGAAUGAUUUUACUUCACAGCUGUAGCUAUACUGAAUAAUUACUCACUUUUCUCCAAAAAUGCCCCCAAACAUCAUUCAUACCAAUGGAGGCAUUGAUGUUGGACUUACAAAACAAAGAACAAAAUAAAUCUAAUUACAUCUAUUAAACAAGUAUGGGAAUAAAUAACAUAAGGUAAUAAUAAAAAAAAUAUUGACAUCAAGUAUAAUGUUUAUAUUUUUCUACAUUAAUUUGAUUGCAUUGAAAGUAUUGAAUACCUAAUGUAAGCUACGGGGAACACAAAUCAAGUGGAUGUUUUAGUGGGUGUAAGCAAUUUUUAUUGUAAAGAGUUAUGCUUACACAAUAGCAUUGUAGUAACCCUAAAUAUGUGGAGAGUUGUGUAUAUUAAAAUGAGGUAUAAAGUAUGGUUGUGGUUUUUGUACAGUAAGCAGUGGUACAUUUUGUUAGUCCUGUGUUAACAAUGGCGAAAAAAAAUCUUUCAAUGUGGAUUAUUACACACACACUUGUUUUGGUUAUCUAUGAGUUUAUAAGCCGGUAGAAAUUAUUAUUCCAAACUCUUUGCUUUUGUCACUGAUGACACAACGUGUAACCGUGGUGUGUUUUUUUGCAUUAGAAUGCAGGGCCAGCAGCUUUUAUCAAGGCUCUGCACAGGUCUUAAAAUAUUUAAAACAAGAAACAUGUUUUCUCUUUGCUUAAAAAGUAUGUGUGCAUAAAACAAAUUUUGUUUUUGUAUGUGUAAGUUUUAU